AGCGAACAGGAUUUCACAUAUAGAAGACUUGUGCCGACGUACCGGGCGGUAGUCUCGGUAAUGGCCUGCAUAUCCUUUGUGUCUGGUGUAGUGGCCGGCUACCUUUUCAUGACCAGCAUGGCGGGAGUUUCGCAGGCGGUAAAAAUUGUAUGGACCACUGGAUCGGCCACCUAUGCAUUGGCCUCGCUUCUGCUUAUUAUCGGAGUUUGGAAGCAGAUUAAGUGGCUGGUUUAUCCCUACAUGUGCAUGCUCCUAAUGGCCAUUGCCGUGUACACGAUGAUCCUGCAGUGGUUGUUCAAGAACCUCCCGGCUGCCGUCUUCACUUCCGUGGCCAUCAGUUUUGUAUUCCUUGGCAUUUCCUUGCACACGACCAAAACAAUAGAACAAAACAACAGAGAUGCAGCCUUUUAGAGCUACAAAAUAUUGAAAUUCUAAGUGUGGGG
Molecule: messenger RNA, 443 nt
Organism: Drosophila takahashii
Lineage: Eukaryota; Metazoa; Arthropoda; Insecta; Diptera; Drosophilidae
Source: RefSeq, a predicted model, not a curated record